AUGGCUGAUAUACUUGUGAGCUGGUCAAACAGGAUGCGUGAGGAGAUGGAAAUGGAUGAAGAGAAUGAAGAUUCCCAAGUGCAGGCAGGCCAGAGCGAGCAGACGGAUCAGGCAGACCAAGCAGGCCAAGCAGAAGCCUUUGAUCCUUUCCAAGAUCUCUCCAGAGAUUCCUCUGACGACACCGAUGAUGAGGACAAUGGAGAGCUUGUGGAACCUCUUGUACCGAUGCCGCGAUGGAACAAGCGCAAGAGUAUACAAGAGCAGCGUGAUGAGCGUGAGGAACUGGACGUGUCCCGCGUGACUUGGCCCCAUCUUUACGGCAAGGACGGCGAUACACUCGUCGUCGUCGAUUUUCCGCAAUUCAAUGCAAAGGCUUGCAAUGGCCUUCCCUGGUACGGGCGAAAAGAAUUUCGCGUGGAAUCGGCCAUCCUUCUUGAUACUCGGUCGGCAUUCUUUGAAAAGGCUCUCUCCGAAAGGCAACAGUCCAGAUACCGCCGCCGCCUCAAGCUGAAUGAUCUGCCAUCGGGUAUAAAAUUCAUCCUAGACCUCACUCCAUCGCAAGAAGGAGAUGAGGCCGCUGCCCUGCUGGCCGACCUUUCGGUUCCCACCGGUGCUCGCGACUGGUGGAUGUCCAAGGAGCGACUCGGAGUUCCCACCUCUCUCGUCUCGGGCCACGAUGAUGUUUGCGCAUAUCAUGACAGCAUGCCCGACAAUUGCAUCAAGACCGAAGGUCACAUCCCAGCAUCUCAACCGGGAUCAGAUGACGACUUCAAGUUCAAGGUGACAUUGAGCCUUACAGACUGCGCCCAUUGCUAUGAACGAGAAAUUCGCGACUACUGCGAGAUUCGCCACAGAGCCAACAUCAUUCGAUUGCUGUUGUGCCUUGCUGGUCACGAUCUGGUGUUGAACUCUGCACCACGCGUCUACACCAUCGUGGGACUUGCCAAGUACUUUGACGUUACUUCUCUAGUGAGCUCACAUGUGCGCGCUUGGUUGGAGCAACACAAUAACAGUAGCUUCAUCGACGUUCAUCCCGAGAUCGCUAUUGACAUAGCUUGGAAACUUCAACUGAGUGACAUGGUGCGGACACCACUGCGCAUCAUUGUCGUCGAGAGAGUUCUGGAACCUGACGCCACCAAAGUAAACCCCGUCACCGUCUUUGGUCGUCCCCGAACCAGUUUGGCAGAUGACAUUAGUGAGGUUGUUCAGCACGCUACAAUCGCUGCGCGGAGCAGAACCAUGGAAGCUGUCCGCAAUCUUGUGUCUGACGGAUCUGCAAACGCUUACGAAUGGCUACAAAUUCCGGCCUGGAGGCAUCUCGUGAGUAUUCGCGACACAAUGCAGUCCGAAUUGAAAGAAAUUAGGAUCGAUUGGGAUCUCAUGGAGGCACAGAAAUACGUGGCCCAGAUUGACCAAAUCCUUAAUGCAAUGAAUCAAUACAUCGCCAAUACUGUUCAGGCGGCCUUGGCUGCCAUGCCAUAUCCUACCCAAGUCGAAGCGAUCAACAGUGAUCGACUUGCAUAUCUGACCCAGGGAACCUCUGCCCAGCAGUUCAACAACAUCAUCAGCACAUUCAGCGACGAACAAUUCCUACUCAUGCAAGUCUUCUGGUCUCGGUUUCAAAAUUCUUUGUUCAAGUGGGAGGGUUUCAAAACCAUGUAUAUCCCUGACCCAUCCCACCCAGUACCAAGGACCUUGGCCGGCAUUUAUCAGGACUUUUUCUGGGCACUGGAGCGACCGCACACAGCCAAAUUGUUCCCAUCUUUGUUUGAAUUUGACCCGGAGGGACCCAAAGUCUCGCUUCACGAAAUCCAUAAUCAGCUCAUCAUCGCCUCAGCCGAGAUGAAACAGAGAUGGUGCCCACUACCGGAAGAGCUCGAGACGCCCCUACGCCGGUCCCAGCACCUGGCGCUGGGAAUGACCGAGGACGAGUUUGGAUUUCUACCAUUGUGGGCCGGUGGUCUGGAUGAUGGCACCGGGGCGGCCUUUACCGACAUGGCGGUUCCAGAUACCGACAUGGGCCCGAUUGAACCCGGACCUGGCUAUCGCACUGGCCAGACCGUUGCCUCGUCUACCGCUGACUCGGACGCGACAAUCAUUGGAGGUGGAGUGUCGCUCAGGGUGGCCGCCUCUGGCUCGACUACGAACACUAGCUUUGUCGAGGUGGACCAUGAGGAGGUCCUGUCGCUCUCUGAUGACGAGGACGAUGAGGAAGACUUUGACGAUUACGAUGACGAUGACGACUCAUUGAUUAUGCUUUAA
This is a messenger RNA of Pestalotiopsis fici W106-1, 2262 nucleotides long. RefSeq lists its product as uncharacterized. The record is from RefSeq and is a predicted model, not a curated record. The coding region runs from base 1 to 2262 and encodes 753 amino acids. The transcript is spliced from 3 exons. NCBI's taxonomy places the organism in Eukaryota, Fungi, Ascomycota, Sordariomycetes, Amphisphaeriales, Sporocadaceae.